AUGGGCAGAAACGGAACAGGUCCUGUAAUCCGGAUGUCUUCUACAGGCACGCACGCUGCCGGUGGAGUAGAAUGUUGCUUCUGCAGAUGUUGCACGUGCAUACACGUGGAAUUCCUGAAAACUUUGCCUGGUGUGCUAAAACUGAGCGAAACGAUUAUCAGCGGCUUGAUACAAAGUUUGUUAAUCAAUUACGGCUUGAAGUACAGUACAACAAUCGGUUCAGCUUUCGAGGGAUCGUUAACCACGUCUUCCGCCUGUUUCUUGACAUCGGCGGUGUUACUCGCCUGCUACAUCGUGUCCGAGAAAUCCUACAAAUUAAUUCGAUCGUCGUUAUUCUCUUACAAACUUUUUUCAUUUUCUCAUCAGGAACUGAUGUUCAACGCCCUGGCUUCUUUUUUGUACCUAAGCUCGGCCUCUUAUUUGGCAUUUUCUACAAAGAUAUUUCUCCUUCCGCAGUAUUACAUAAGCCCAGGAUUCGAUGUUUAUCCCGCGAUGACAGCUAGUUACGUACAUUAUGAGUGGUUUUGUCGGUGUGCUGCACGGGGCAGACGCAUAUCUCUCUUACAAGCAUUACAGAACCGGAAGAUGAAUUUGAAGGCGAGUGAAAAUAUAGAAAAAUAUUUCUUACGACUCGUGAUCGAAAUCUUCCUAUAUAUCUGGAAUAUAUAG
This is a messenger RNA of Heterotrigona itama, 669 nucleotides long. NCBI's taxonomy places the organism in Eukaryota, Metazoa, Arthropoda, Insecta, Hymenoptera, Apidae. The record is from the annotation of a GenBank genome assembly.